Molecule: messenger RNA, 3636 nt
Organism: Tribolium castaneum (red flour beetle)
Lineage: Eukaryota; Metazoa; Arthropoda; Insecta; Coleoptera; Tenebrionidae
Product: cell division cycle and apoptosis regulator protein 1
Exons: 8
Coding region: 284-3571 (1095 amino acids)
Biological process (GO): regulation of DNA-templated transcription
Cellular component (GO): nucleus
Source: RefSeq, a predicted model, not a curated record
CCGGCCAAUUAGAGUGAAGUAUCAAAUCCGUCAUAUUGCCGUCAUUGCUGCAAAAAAUUCCGAAAAAAUAAUGGCGAAAAUUACCACAUGAAAAUGCUUCAAAAAACGCAAACACAAGUGAAAUAGUUGCAAGAAACUUGUUACAUAACUGAUAAGUUGAUCAGCUUGGCAGAUAAGUCUCGUUUUUUGUUUAUGUAGUUGAUAGAAGAAAAACCCGUAUUAUAAGCACAACAAACAGUUUUUUUUGGAUUGAAAAGUGUACUCGCCUUUAGUUUGUUUAAAAAUGAGUAACAUGGGUCAAUUCAAUAACAAGAACCCUCCAUGGGGCAGGGCUAACAACUCGCCAAACAUCGUGAACCAACCCAGCCCUUUGCAACAACAAAUCAUGAACCAAAGUGCCCUCAACAACAUGAAUACGUCCGGAAUGGUGCAGUUUCAACAGCAACACCAACAGCAGGUGUUCCAGAACGCCAUGGGCCUCCAGCAGCAGAACUUGGGGCUCGGGCUGCAACAAAUGGCGAACAACGCGAUGGGGGCAGGUUUAGGUUCGCAACUCGCAUCCAACCAAAUUUUCCAGCAAGUGGGCGCCGUUACCUACCCAAACCCCCGCGGUUUGAACCCCACUGCCUUCCAAACACAAAACAUCUCAGCUGUGCCCCCCGUCCAAAACAACUCAAACGUGGGGACAAAGCAGCGCGUUUUCACCGGGACUGUUACCAAAGUCCACGAUAACUUCGGUUUCGUCGACGAGGACGUGUUUUUUCAAAUAAAUGCGUGUGUUAAAGGGUCUAAUCCAACCGUGGGCGACCGUGUCUUGGUCGAAGCUUCGUACAAUCCCACCAUGCCUUUCAAGUGGAACGCUACCCGAAUUCAAGUUCUUCCAAUGUCUAAUCAGCCUUCUAACAGACAUUCGAAUAAUUCGAAAAAUUACAAUAACUCGAACGCUAAUACUUACAAUGCGGUUCCGCCACCGAAUGAUAAUUCAAAUGGGAAUUUUGGGCGGAAUCAGAGGCCUAAGGCCGUGAUGGGACGAGGCCGGGAGAGGUCGCGCGAUCGCGAAAGGGAUGACGAUGAAAUCGAGAGAAAAAGACGCAGGGAAGAACGGAUGCGAGAGCGUGAGAAAGAGGAGAAGAAAUCGCCGUUGAGGAGACGGUCGAGGUCGCCAAAGUCAAGGCGCCGAUCGCGGAUUGUGCCCCGUUACAUGGUGCAAAUACCGAAAAUUGCGCUAGAUUUAUCGGAGGCCGAUGUCUUGGAAAUCCGUCGCAGAUACGCGAACCUCUACAUCCCGUCUGACUUCUUUUACACUCACUUUAGAUGGGUUGAUGCCUUCCCGCCAGAUAAACCCUUCACUAUGAACAAACCUAGCUUUUUCCAUAUUAUGAAUAAGGAAGUCGAUCCUGUUGUUGAAAAUGACGCCGUUCUUGAGCCACCCGAUGCAGACUACCUCUUUUCGGCCAAAGUCAUGUUGAUGAGUAUGUCCGGUUUGGACGAACUUUACCAAAAAUGUUGUGCCAUGGCUGAAGACAAAGAUAAGAGAGAUCGGGAGAGUGAAGAGAGAGAUUUUGUACAUCCGGCCCGUUUGUUGAACUUUUUAGUGGGGCUGAGGGGUAAAAAUGAGACUAUGGCUAUUGGAGGACCAUGGAGUCCGUCUUUGGAUGGGGAGAAUCCAGAUAAGGAUCCGUCAGUUCUGAUUAAAACGGCUAUUCGUACCUGCAAAGCCCUCACUGGGAUUGAUUUGUCAAGUUGCACCCAAUGGUACCGGUUCGUGGAGCUGUAUUACCGGCGGAGCGAAUCGACCCACAAAGGCAGGGCCGUACCGGCGCGGGUCGAAACCGUGGUACUCUUUCUACCAGAUGUUUGGAGUUGCGUACCUACCCGUCUGGAGUGGGACGGCCUCCAUCAGAGCUACAGAAAGCAGCUGGAGCGCAGACUGAAAGCCGAUCUGGAAAUUGGCGGCGGCGGGGGCGGCAGUGGCAGCGGCGGCGGCGACGACACGCCACCGGCUGACGAAAAGGAAGAAGAACCACCAAGUGAUAAACUCGAACCGACUCACUACUCGCAGCUGGAUCCCAAAACUAUGGUCGUCAGUGCGCUACGAAACGAACUCAAAGCGAGAAAUAUCAACUCGAAGGGGUUAAAAUCACAGUUGGUGGCCCGUCUUGCCAAAGCCCUCAAAGUUGAAGCGGAAAAAGCUGAAGAUCCGACAAAGGAAAUCCAAACGGAAGUUGAUUACGAUAUAAGCGCCGAUGAGAAGAAAAUCGAAGCAGAGGAGAAGAAAUUGGAUGAAAAGGAGAAAGCUUUACUUGAAAAACGAUACACUUUGCCCGAACAACAACACAUUUUAGUACAUCCCUCUCGAACGGCUAAAUCGGGCAAAUUUGAUUGUACCAUAAUGUCGUUAUCGUUGUUACUAGACUACAGACCUGAAGAUACCAAAGAACAUUCGUUUGAAGUUUCGUUGUUUGCAGAGCUAUUCAAUGAAAUGCUAAUGCGAGAUUUUGGUUUCAACAUUUAUCGGGCUUUAUACGAACUACCCGAUAAAAUCAAAGAUGAGAAAAAGAAGCGUGACGAUGAGAAAAAGAGUGACGAUAAAAACAAGAAAGAAGACGAGAAGAAAAAAGACGAAGAGAAAUCUGAAGAGUCGGAGAAGAAAAAGAAGGACGAUAAAAAAUCAGACGAUAGUGAAGAGGACGAAGAAUACGACGACGAAGAAGGUAAAGACAAGAAGAAAGAUAAAGAAAAGAAGAAGAAGGAACGGGUUAAAAUGUUCACCAAAGACAAACACUUGUUAUUAUCGUUCAUUUAUUUCGACCAAACUCAUUGCGGUUACAUUUUCGAUAAAGACAUCGAAGAUCUUUUGUACACUUUGGGUUUGAAUUUAUCGCGUGCACAAGUGAGGAAACUUGUUGGUAAAGUCGUAACUCGUGAUUCUCUCCAUUAUCGUAAGUUAACCGACAAGCCAAAGGACAACAACGAGUUUAUUGUUAUCGACGAUUUGGAAAAAGAAACGAAUUUACAUGACCUGGCUGUGGGAAAUAAAAAAUUGUUGCCCGUUUUUGUCGGUGAAGUGAAAGUCAAUGGAUCUGAAAAUGAGGAGGCUCCAAAUCCUGAUGAUGGUUUGGUGACUUAUCGAGGUGCUUUAGUCGAUGUUGGUAAGUUAAUGUCGCAAUUGGAACGGAGCGAAAAAGCACGUCUUGAAACCGAAAGUCGCAUGGUUAGUUUGAAGAACGAAAAUAAUAAAUUAUCAGACAAGUACAACAAAUCUAAUAGUACCAUUAAAUAUUUGAACUCUGAUUUGAAAGAGUAUAAAGAAAAAUUGCGAACUACUGAGGAUGCACUUAGUAGAAUUACGGCGUACUCAAAAUUGUAUCAAACGACACUGCUUGAUAUUCGAGACAAAAUUGAUCCUGUCUUGAAGAGCACUUCAAAUAGCAGCAAGGAGGAAGUAGCAGUUAAGAAAGAUUGUGAAAAGGAUAAGAAGCACGACGAGUCGAAAACAAGAUGGGAGAAGGAAGUGAAGCAGGAAGAAGUGCAGGAAGUAGAACCAGUUGAGGCUAAAAAGGAGGCGUAGGGUGUGUUUUGUAUUUGUUGAAGUGCUUGAUCGUGUAGGAUUAAUAAAAUGUACGAAUUGACUCA